UUGCAAGCGCUGCAAACGCUGUGCUUCCCGCGCUGUGGAGUCGAGCGCUGUGCAACGCCUCGAUGUCCGGCCGUUUACGCCACAUGUUUCACUUGUGGUAAACAAGGUUAUUUUGCGCGGGUAUGUAGGCAAAAUUUAAAUAAUAAGGCCGGUUUAAAACAUGUAUAUGACAUUGAACAAAAUCAAGAUGUCACGCGUUCUUUUGAUUAUGAAUCGUUUUUUAUAUCAACCAUUAGUGGUCAAGAGGAUUGUUCAGAUGGUUGGUUUGAAACAUUAACUUUUGAGAAGGGUAUCGAAAACUUUAAAUUAGACACGGGGGCGGAUAUAAAUGUUAUAUCUUUUGAAAGAUUUUUGCAACUGGGUUUUGAUUCCAAUAUGAUAAAAAGUGAUCGUAUUAAAUUAGAGUCGUAUAGCGGUAAUAUAAUACCAGUAAGAGGCGUUUGUUAUCUACAAUGUUUUUAUAAAAAUGUUCGUUAUGAUUUAAAGUUUGCGAUAGCCGAUUUGCGUUGUCAAAGCGUGCUGGGGCGACAGUCGUGUGAGAAGUUAAGUAUUCCAAUUUCAAAUAACAAGUUAACGCUGAUAAAAAAUGAAACGAAAAAAGAUUUUGAUUUGUGUACUUUACUAAAUUACAUUAAAUUAGGAUGGCCUCAUGAUAAGUGUAACGUAAUAGAAAAUCUCAAAAAAUAUUGGUCUUUAAAAAAUGAGUUAUAUGUGGUAGAUGACGUCAUAUUUAGAGAUAAUGUUGUUUUAGUCCCUCGUUCCCUGCGAACAGAUAUGUUGAAAAUUGUACACGAAGGACACUUAGGUAUAGAUCGGUGCAAGCGACGCGCAAGACAAGUUGGGUCUGAUUUAUUUGAAUAUAGGAAGACAUAUUAUCUUAUUUUAGUUGAUUAUUACUCUAGUUUUGUUGAAGUAAAAAAAUUAGAAAAUAUUACAUCACAAGUGGUUAUACGCAGUAUGAAGGAAAUAUUUUCACGACACGGUAUACCUGAAAUACUUAUAAGUGAUAAUGGAACUCAAUAUAGUAGUCGCGAGUUCAAACAGUUUAGUACAGAUUGGGGAUUCACUCAAUUUACAUCCUCACCAAACUAUCCACAGGCUAAUGGAAAAAGUGAACGUGCGGUGCAAACAGUUAAGUCUUUGUUAAUUAAAGCUUAUAAGGGGAAUAGUGACUUUGAACUUGCUUUAUUGAAUUACAGAAAUACUCCGAGACAUGGUUUGGACUUUCCCGCGCAAUUACUAAUGGGUCGCAGAUUACGUUGCAAAUUACCAGUGUGUGCAGAAUUACUAAAACCACAAGUUGCAGACCCAUCUCAAUUUAAAACAAUGCUGCAAAAACAGCAGCAGUCAAAAAUGUACUAUGAUAAACAUUGUAGAACGUUGCCUAAGCUAGAUAUCGGUGUCGAAGUAAUAUGUAUAGAUGGUAAGAAAAGGACCCGCGCUACUGUAAUUGAUCAAGGUGAUACACCUCGUUCAUAUGUAAUACAAAAUGAGCUAGGAAGACGAAUCCGACGCAAUAGGCGUCAUUUAAUUAAGUCUUACAUAAGUCCAGAUUCUAAAAAUAUUAAAAAAGAUAUGGACAUCACUGUAAACCGAGGAAGUGGCAAUUUUAUCGUCACUCCAUCUCGUGGGGGGACGCCCUACACUUCGCCUACCGGUACGAGGCUACCACUCGAGAACCUUUCUUCCCCAUCGGUUUGUAGAAGCAAACCCUCUACGCCUGUGUCUAUCGAUCGCACAGUGGAGACCAGGAGACCACCAGGCUCAUUAAACACCUGA
Parnassius mnemosyne (clouded apollo) is the source of this 1779-nucleotide messenger RNA. The record is from the annotation of a GenBank genome assembly. Lineage: Eukaryota; Metazoa; Arthropoda; Insecta; Lepidoptera; Papilionidae.